Messenger RNA from Abrus precatorius (Indian licorice), 2184 nucleotides. RefSeq names its product beta-galactosidase 6-like. Gene Ontology annotation, molecular function: beta-galactosidase activity. The transcript has 18 exons. The record is from RefSeq and is a predicted model, not a curated record. NCBI's taxonomy places the organism in Eukaryota, Viridiplantae, Streptophyta, Magnoliopsida, Fabales, Fabaceae. The coding region runs from base 1 to 2148 and encodes 715 amino acids. Gene Ontology annotation, biological process: carbohydrate metabolic process. Gene Ontology annotation, cellular component: vacuole; cell wall.
AUGGAAAAAUGGGUGGGUUUGGUGAUGUUAGUGCUGUCUUUGCAACUGACAUUGCCAAUGGGAGGUGUUGGUGUUCAAGCUGCGGAGGUCACUUACGAUGGAAGGUCUCUUAUCAUUGAUGACCAGAGGAAAAUCCUCUUCUCUGGUUCCAUUCACUAUCCUCGCAGCACCCCUCAGAUGUGGGCACCGUUGAUAGCAAAAGCCAAAGAAGGAGGGGUGGAUGUGAUUCAGACCUAUGUCUUUUGGAAUUUACAUGAGCCACGACCCGGACAGUAUGAUUUCAGCGGGAGAUACGACAUAGUGAGAUUCAUAAAGGAAAUCGAAGCUCAAGGGCUGUAUGUAUGCCUCAGGAUUGGACCGUAUAUCGAAAGUGAAUGGACAUACGGGGGAUUCCCUUUUUGGUUGCAUGAUAUCCCUGACAUUGUCUUCCGCACUGACAAUGAACCAUUCAAGUACUACAUGCAAAAUUUUACAACGAAAAUAGUGAGCAUGAUGCAAUCAGAGGGCUUAUACGCUUCUCAAGGAGGCCCAAUAAUAUUGUCUCAGAUUGAAAAUGAAUAUCAAAACAUCCAAAAAGCAUUUGGAGAAGCAGCAUCCCGGUAUGUUGAGUGGGCUGCAGAAAUGGCAGUGGGCCUCCGGACUGGCGUGCCGUGGGUUAUGUGUAAGCAAACCGACGCUCCUGAUCCAGUGAUCAAUACAUGCAAUGGAAUGAGAUGCGGAGAAACUUUCACGGGACCAAACUCCCCCAAUAAGCCUGCAUUGUGGACAGAGAAUUGGACAUCAUUCUAUCAAGUUUAUGGUGGUGAGCCAUACAUCAGAUCUGCCGAAGAUAUUGCAUUCCAUGUCACUCUUUUUAUUGCAAGAAAAAAUGGAACCUAUGUCAACUACUAUAUGUACCAUGGUGGAACUAACUUUGGGAGAAAGAGCUCUGCUUAUGUUAUAACAUCCUAUUAUGAUCAAGCUCCACUUGAUGAAUAUGGUUUGUUAAGGCAACCCAAGUGGGGUCAUCUUAAGGAGUUGCAUGCUGCAAUCAAGUCUUGUUCUACCACUAUAUUGCAAGGAAUGCAAAGGAGUUUCUCUUUGGGUCAGUUGCAGGACGGGUAUAUUUUUGAAGAAGAAGGAGGAGAAUGUGUUGCUUUCCUUGUAAACAAUGAUAAUGUAAAUAUGUUUACUGUCCAAUUUCAAAACAGAUCAUACGAAUUACCACCAAAGUCAAUAAGUAUCUUACCUGAUUGUCAAACUGUGACUUUCAAUACUGCAACUGUAAAUACAAAGAGCAACAGAAGAACCAUAAAUCUAGUACAAACUUUUAGCUCAGCGGAUAAAUGGAAGCAAUUUCAAGAUGUGAUCCCUAUCUUUGACCAGACUUCGUUAAUAUCAAACUCAUUACUUGAGCAUAUGAACAUAACCAAAGACAAAUCGGAUUACCUUUGGUAUACUCUUAGGUUUGAACACAAUAUACGUUGCAGUGAACCAAUGCUUCAGGUUCAGUCUGCUGCUCAUGUUGCCCAUGCUUUUGCGGAUGGCAUGUACCUAGGAUGGGCACAUGGAAGUCACGAUGUGAAGUCAUUCACCUUACAGGUCCCCAUUACGGUAAAUGAAGGGACAAAUACAAACGAUAUAUCUAUAUUAAGCGUUAUGGUUGGACUCCCGGAUUCAGGAGCAUUUCUUGAAAGAAGAUUUGCUGGAUUAACCUCAGUGGAAAUCCAGUGCAGUGAAAAUUCCUAUGAUUUGACCAAUUCUACGUGGGGAUAUCAGGUAGGAUUACUCGGAGAGCAAUUACAAAUAUACGAAGAAGAAAGUAGCAGUUCUAUUCAAUGGUUCCAAUUAGGGAACACUACUGAUCAAAAACUCAUUUGGUACAAGAGAACAUUUGAUUCACCCGAAGGUGAUGACCCUGUUGCGUUGAACCUUGAAUCCAUGGGAAAAGGUGAAGCUUGGGUCAAUGGACAAAGCAUUGGUCGCUAUUGGAUCUCAUUCCAUGAUUCCAAAGACCAGCCCUCGCAAACGCUGUAUCACGUGCCUCGGUCGUUCCUGAAAGACACUGGAAAUGUUUUGGUAUUGUUUGAGGAGGGUUAUGGGAAUCCUCUUGACAUCUCCCUCAACACUGUUUCAACCACAAAUGUAGAAGAGAGUUUAUCCAAGUAAUCAUUCCCCACAGCUACUUAAUAUUACAAGGAUAAG